Messenger RNA from Amphibalanus amphitrite, 2101 nucleotides. Its product is annotated as intraflagellar transport protein 74 homolog. Gene Ontology annotation, molecular function: beta-tubulin binding. The record is from RefSeq and is a predicted model, not a curated record. The coding region runs from base 194 to 1828 and encodes 544 amino acids. NCBI's taxonomy places the organism in Eukaryota, Metazoa, Arthropoda, Thecostraca, Balanomorpha, Balanidae. Gene Ontology annotation, cellular component: centrosome; cilium; intraciliary transport particle B. The transcript is spliced from 11 exons. Gene Ontology annotation, biological process: intraciliary transport involved in cilium assembly; cilium assembly.
GCCUAGCAACCACGCGUCUUCAUUCAGCGGCGGGGCGCGGGCGCUGAAGCUCUGGGCCGUUCUGUUCUGUUAAUUUGUGUAUUGUAAGCGUAAAAAUAUAUUGAAGACAGCACAUUAAAUCGCUGAAUGUUGCAUAAGUCUUAUGUAAAAGCCAGUUGCUUGUAUUUCAUAAAAGCGAAGCUGCUAACCCGAGAUGGCGCAGCGUCCGAGUACGCAGGCCCGCCAGGGCACGGCUGCUGGUCGGCUGGCCACCGCCGGUCAGCGGCUGGCUACUGGCGCUCAGCGAGCGGCAGGAGGGGGCUUCGGAGGAGGGGCAGAAGGAGGCAGACCGAUGACACGAGGAGGACUUGGUCUGAAGACUGGAGGCACUGGAGGUCGCAACCGGGCCGUUAUGGACAAAUCCUACUUCAUGGGAGUACUGCGUACCAAGAUCACGGAGAUGACCACAGAGAUACGACGCAUGGCUGCAGAGUGUGACAAAAUGGGACAGGACCAGGAGAACUUCGUCAUCUACGACACACGCGCCAAGGAAAAGGCCAACGAACUGAGCGGCAUUCAGGCUGAGUUGGCGGACUACAACACGCUAGUGGAAAUCAUGAACAUGGACUCGGAAAAACAGGUGGUGGAUGAACAGACGGCAGCAAUGAACGAGAAGAAUGAGAAGAAUCGCAAGCAAGUUGACAGUCUGUACCUCACCAGAAAGCAAAAGGAAGAUGAGGGGAUGCAGCUUGAAAGGGAUAUAGAGAAGGAGCAAGCCGUCAUCGAUAAGGUCUUCAACGAAAUGUCUCAGAAAAUGAAGGAGAAGUUCGCAGUAUUGAAGAAGAAGACGGCGAACGCUGAAGCAGAAAUCCAAAAGAUUGCGAAGCUCAUGGACGACGAGGAUCUGAAAAUAAGGAAAAACAUGGACAUCAUUAACGCUUCUUCGAUGAAGGCCGAGGCUUACUCGUUGUACAACAAGCUGGAGGAGCUAGAGGCGAAAAAGGCUGAGCUGCAGGAGCAAGUAGAUCGUCAAGAGACUCCGGACGAAGAGCGAGAGAGACUUCUGAGAGAGGUCAAGGAGAACAACGACGCCAUUGCUACGAUGGACAGGAAGGUGGCUGCUCUUUGCGAGGAUAUCUCCAACGCCAACGACGAGCUGGACGACCUGGAUGAUGAGGAUGAAGGAGACGACGACGCCCCUCCUGCAGCGACUCAGGCCCGACAGGACUCGGUAGACACCGAGAAGCUGAUGAAUCAGAUCAGUGAGGCCAAGUCGGACGAGGAGCGGAGGGUGCUCCAGACGGAACUGGAGAUAGUCAAACUGCUUCAGAGCAUCAGCACCGGUCUCAAGUCCGAUACCGACCAAAAUGCGGACCAAGGGCUCGCUGACAGUGAAGAAUGGCAGCAUUUGAACGAAGUCGAAAUGCAAGUCUACUCUGAAAUAGACUCGCUGAAAAACAGCAUCAAACGAAUGAAGGACGAUGCCGCAAAGUUCGCUGAUCUGGACGGAUUUAAGAGGGAGUGUCAGGCUCGCCAGGCAGGACUUCAUCAAGAGCAUGUUCAGUUGACGGAGAAGACCAAGGAAGCACGGGCCGAGUGCGAAACGGCCGAAAACCAAAACAAGAAGAUGCAGUCCAAGCUAAAUAGCGACGAGACGUUCUCAACGCUGGCGCAGCUGGAGCGCAAACUGGCCACUAUCGAGGGGAACAAUUUCGCGCUGCAAGAGACGGCGGCCGACCGACGGGCGCUCGGCGAGUACGAGCCGAUCCGCGACCAGGCCAUCGCCGUCUGCGCCGACAUCAACAAGCGGCUCGUGGACCUCAUCAAGAACAACAAGAUCCCGACGUGAUAUGUGAUCGGUGCAUCACUGCAGGGCUACACAAUGGAUGACCGAUGUGUGCGGUACAGGAAAAUAUGGGAAUCAACCAUGUUGCGAUUUCCAUAUGUGCCUCUUGAUGCAUGAGUGUGACUGUAUGCGCGAAUUUGUUAUUGUGCCAAGCAGCAUGUUUAUAUGUUCCUUCCAUGACUAUUCUGAUGCAUGGACCGAUACGUGGACUGUCGGGUAUGCCGUUGCUGUAUGUCGAAGUUGAUCUCUGAACAAUACAUCCGGCUCAUUGGCUUU